CUUGUGAAUUGCAAAAUUAAAAGGGAUUUUUCAGCAGUGAAAUUGCAACUUUCCGCCGCGCAAAUACACGCAAAACCUCAAUAGAACCUUCAUGACACGCAAUACGGUGAAAUUUUGGUGAAACACGUGUGAUUAAUAGCAAAUUUGGGUGCUUUUUCCAUUCUGUGCUUCGCGAUUACGUAAAGAGCAUUCCAAUGGGUUAGCGUCACCCAAAGGCGAGUUUCACCACGCAAAAGACGCUUUUCUGCACAAUUUCUCUAUCCGGAAAGGCUCAUGAGAAGACAGAAAGAUGCUAAGGGACCUCAUAGCGUGGGUGCUAAACAACUACUUGGGAAAAUAUGUGGGAAAUCUCAAUACAGCUUCACUCACAAUCGCUCUUCUCUCAGGCGAGGUGGAGCUGGAGAACUUGCCGCUGCGUCGCGACGCACUGCGAAACCUGGGUCUGCCGCUGCAGGCAUUGAGCGGCAGUGUGGGCAAGAUCAAGCUGCAGGUGCCGGUGCGGCAGUUCUGGACGGCGCCGUGGUGCAUCUACAUCGAGAAGGUGAACGUGGUCGUAGGCCCGGUGAACCUGGACGAGUGGGACGCCGAAGCGGAGGAGCAAGCGGAUUUUGACUUCAAAGUGGGCCGCCUGGACCGGCUGGAGGCGAAGUGGCGCGCGGCCAGGGAGGCGUCAAUUGAGGGCGGAUACUAUGCGUCCUCGUACUCAGGCUGGAUGAACUUCGGCACGUCGCUGGUGACGAACAUCGUGGAGAAUCUGCAGCUGAAGAUCAGCGAUGUUCACGUGCGCUAUGAGGAUUCGAUUACUGUGCCUAAUCAGAGAUUCGCCUGCGGCGUCACGGUGGAGUGGCUGGCGGCGCAGAGCUGCGACAGCAACUGGCUGCCGGGAUUCACGAGUAGUCAGAACGCGGCGUCGUUCAAGCUGCUAGAGCUGCAAUCGCUGUCCUUCUACUGGGACAAGCUGAGCGGCGAAGAGGUGUUUGGCGAGGUGGCGUCCAGUGAUCUGGCCGGGGCCAUGGAGAAGGCCAAGAUCAGCCAUCAGUUCAUCGUGAGUCCCGUGAGUGCGCAGGCGAAGCUGAAGCGCGACCGCAGCGAAACGCCCCUGCGGACAAGGAGUCGUCCACGACUCGUGUGCGAUCUGGUGCUGGAGGAGGUGUCGCUGUCAUUGGCCGAUUGGCAGUACAAUCAAAUGGUGGAGUGCAUCCGAGGGUUGGAUGAUAUCGCCAAGUUCAGGAGAUUUCAUCUACUGCGACCGAGUCAUACCAUCCGCGAGGGCGUCAAGGAUUGGUGGCUCUACGCGGCGAGAUGUCAUGGCUUGCUAAAGAGCGCCAAUUGCUUCCGCCCAGGAUAUGUGAAGGAAAAUUUGCGAUACAUAGAGAUUUAUUUGAAAUUGAUCAGAAAUCCCAAUGAAGUGUUGACGUCAGAAGAAAAGGAACAUAAGGACAACGUGGAGAAGAGCAGAGAGUAUGAAGAGUUGAAGAAUUUGAGGGAGAUUUGCAUGACUAGAGUUCCAAAUCCGGAUGUCAAGGCGCCAAAAGAUCCCAAUCAUGGACGAAGUAUGCUGCAUUUUUGGUUUCCUCAGUGGCUCGGAUGGUACAAUAAUGGCGCGAGUGACACAAAAACGCCCAGUGACGAUGCUCCACCCGAUUCCAGUCAGACGGCGAAGGAUCAGCUGGAGGAUGAGAUCCUGAAUGGACUGUCGACGGGCGUGGACACAAAUUCUGUCCUGAAGCGAGACGCUGUGUUUGGGAAGUUUGACUUCACGCUGAAGAAGGGAACGCUGGACAUCUGCAGUGGAUCUCCAGGGUGUGAGAGCAAACCGAUGGUGCAAUUUCUGUUUGAGAACUUAAUUCUGUUCGUGGAGUCUCGACCCAGAUCGGCGUCACAUCUUGUCGGACUGUCGCUGGGUUCUGUGCUGCUGAAGGACAGAAUCACGAUCAACACGGAGUUUCCGGACGUGAUCAGGCCACAAGUGAAGGAGGAGUCGUCGCUGAAGCGACAGCAGAAGCGAACACUGUCGAACAUCUUCAGCAGCACAGCUCAGCCACAACAGCAGCCAGCGGAGCCGCUCUUUGUGCUGCAAUACGAAAGGAAGCCACUGAGCUACUCCGCUGAUUACAGGCUCUUCGUGAAGUCUCAGUCGCUGGAUGUGGUGUACAACACGGGCGUGGUGAAGUGGAUUGUGGACUUUGUGGCAAAACCACAUCAAAUGCUGGGCGCUCGACGAAAGCUGGAGGCGAUGAAGAAUCGCACGAAGAAGGAGUUGAUUAAGAACUGGGAGAAUAUUUUGGAAGGUGAUUUGAAGAAGCGCAAGACGUGGAUUUUUGAGAUUGACAUCUCGGCGCCACAAAUUAUCGUGGUGGAAAAUUUCAGCAAUAAGAAUGGCACGAUUGUUGUGGUGGAUUUCGGUCGACUGCAACUCACGAAUCGUCCGGGUCAGACGAAGGAGUCGCGCAGUCAGUCCAUGGCCGAGACGGUGUCUUCGGAUCUCGGUCACAGGGACAGUGAGGAUGAGGACGCCUUCAUGACGCCCUGCUCCACGCCGCCAGGCUCUCAAUGCAGCACCACAGACUCGCCGACGCUCGUUUCUGCCCUGGGCGAGGUGCCGAACGCCAGCAGCAGUGUGUCGCUGGACGUGGGCUUCAACGAAGGCGAACUGCAGAACAGGAUCUACGAUAAGUACAACAUAGACUUCACGGAUCUGCAAGUGCUGGUGUGCAAGAGUAGCGAUGGCUGGGCGUACGCCAGUGGCAAGGGAACGUCCAAUUUGCACGUGCUUGAUCGCUUCAGCAUUGCUCUGCAGCUGGAGCGCAGAGUUGUGUACACUGCGGAUCCGCAGUAUCCCAGCCUGAAGGUGUCAGGAAGUCUGCCGAAGCUUGUGGUGCAUGUGAAUGAGGCGAAGAUUGUGGCUGUGAGGAAUAUGCUGAGCAUCAUCCACGGAGACGCAACUGCGUCGCCAACCGCCACUCCGACGGAGAAUCUCACUCUAGUGCCUGAGGAAGUGUCAUCGGACACAUCGACAGACGAGGAGGAUAGUCAGCGUGAGGCCACAAAGCUGAUCGUCCUGCAAUUUGCCAUUGAUCAAAUGGUGCUUGAAGUGCAGUCGCACGGUCGCGGAAUUGCCGAGUUGCAAGUGUCUGGCGUGAAGGCGGGCUUCAGCAAGAGGGCAGCAGACACAAACAUCACUCUUUCUGUCCACGGAUUGCUUCUGGUGGAUGCAAUUCAGUCCUUUGGUCCGGACUUUGAGCUGCUGAUGGCCAGUCAUCGGCAUGUGGGAAUUGACAGUGUCUCCGGGAGUCUGAAGCAGAGUGAACCGUGCUCACCAAUGUCUCCAGGAUCACCAGAUCCUUCUCAGGAUCCCAAGAGACCUACAAGUCCUCACACGAUCUCCAAAGCGCUGAAUUCACUCCAGAGAGCCAAUUCUUCUGUUUGGUCUGCUGCUGAUGACCUAGACGCUCUUAUUGUUGUGGACAUUCUCUUCGUGAACUCUGCUGAUGACUCUGAACAGCUCCAGAUCGCCAAUAUUCAGUUCAACAAUCUUGAUAUUAUAGCUAAUCAAGAGACAAUUGUGGAGUUGAUUGGAUUCUUCAAGGGCGUCAUGCCGAAGAGUCCUACGAAGGCGUCAUCUGGACUGGAUGAAGUGAUUCCCAGUGAGAACGCAGCCAAGGCGGAGGCGACAGAGGCGCAGAUGAGGAGCAUCCGAACGGAGAUCACUUUUGACUUUCAUCGACUGAAUGUGCUCGUGUUGCGCGCGCUGCUGAGGGACAAUUACAUGGUUGGACGCAAAGUGGGCACGUUCACGAUGAGUGAGGCGCGGAUUCAUGCCACACUAGGCAGGACUGUGACUGUGGAGGGAUCCCUGGGUGGUCUGCAGGUGUUGGAUCUCACGCCUGAGGGUGUGAAUCAUCAGAGGAUUCUGUCGGUGGGCAAGGAUCCCCUGACAGAGGGCGACGCGGCGCGGAAGGACCUAAUGAGUGCGCUGUCUGAGGAGGUGUAUGCCAUGGGCAGGGGUGAGAAGCAGGAGGAGGAGAAGCAGCGAGAGGACACCCAAGCGCUGUCCUUUGUCGUGUACAGAGACGAGAGUGCUUGUGUCCAGAUCAAGAUCCGGAUGGCGUCCGUGUGGUACACGCACUGUGCGCGAUUUAUGCAGGAGUUGAGCUGGUGUGCCACGGAAUUCAAGCACUAUCUGAAGAAUCUGGCCAGGAGCAUCCGCGAGAAGGCCACCGACAUGGCGCUGGGAUUGGUGCAGCAGAUUGAUCAGGGUGAGAAGUCGCUGAAGAGUGCCAAGGAUGUGGACAUUAAGCUGGACGUGGUACUGGACACACCAGUGCUGGUGAUGCCGAGAUCAAGCUGCAGUCCUCAGGUGUUUGUGGCGCAUCUCGGGAAGAUCUCUGUGAACAAUGUGCAGAAGAGUGGCGCUGAGACAAAGUCGGAGUUGCUGAAGAAUGACAGUGCGAUCUUCACGAUCAGUGAGGAGAUUGAUGAGACUGAGCAGUUCAAUUUUGAUGACAACACCUUCCGGAUGGAUGACGUGGAGGGGGAGGAGGCGCCCGUGAGGCAGGAGUGCGCGAGGGAUGACAGGAAUACGUAUGUGAUAGACAUUAGGAAUAUGAAUCUCUUCUCGCUGGACACGCACAACAGGAAGAAGUCGCUGUGUCAGAUGAACAGGGCGCUGCCCAGGGCAGAGGAGUUCUACUCAUGUCAGGAGGAUGGUGUGGCGAUUCUCCACGACACGGCCAUUCGGCUGGACAUCACGAAAGUCACGGAGAGUUGGACGGAGAAGACGCUAAAGGGUCAGACGGACCAUUGUGACACGCUGGCGAUCAAUGGCAGUGUGGUGAAGCCACUGCAUCUCUCACUCACGCGUCAUCAGUACGAGCAGCUGCUGGAGACGUUCGAUAACAUCUUCAAGGUGCCAGCGGAGUUGGUCAGACCGCCAACCGGCGUGCCUGAGCGCGAGGAGGAUCUCGAGGUGGAUGGGGAACAGGAGGAGGGCCCCAAGAUCACUAGGAGACUCUUCAAUCAGCCCAGCUUGAGCGACAGGAGGAACCAGAUUGAGCCUAGAGUGUCCUUUGAACUGCCGACGUUUGUCAUUCAGUUGAAGAAUGACUGCAAUCGGCCGUUGAUUGAGAUCUCCUUCAGGGACUUCAAUGUUCAGUACGAGAGGAACAGCCAAUACGAGACUAGCAUUCAAGUUUCGCUGAGAUCACUCCUCAUGGAGGAUCUCUUGCAGCCGAUCGACAGCAAGAAUCGCACGAUGGUCAUCUCAUCGUCGCCGGACAUGCAGAAUUUGCGACCGGGAAGUGCUUUCUCGUCCAGAUCGUGUCCUAAUUUGGCAGGACUGGCCAUUUAUGGGGCGGAUGUGACUGGUUCCUUGCCGGAGAAUCUAGAGGGACGCGCUGGAUUCUCGGCCAUGCUGCAGCCCAGCAAAUCUCACUGUCCACAAACGCCACCGCCUUCGCCACAGCCGAGAGACAGGCAGGACAAUCUGGUGAUCUACUCGUCGCUGCUCGUGGAUCCGGAGUGUCCCAACUUCACCACGCAGUACAACUCUUUGCGCCAAUCCAGCUCGAUAGACUUCAACAGUUUGGAUCUGGUCAUCUCUGUGCAGAGUUGGUACAUGCUGCUGAAUUUCUUCGGGCUGCUUCAGGAUGACGAUAGCGAUGGAGUGUCGUCCAGUGUCUCCAAUGCUGAUCUGCAGGAGCAAUUGAUCGAACAGGGCAAGAGUUCUGAUGACACUGAGCUCAAUAUCACCGUGAGAUCCUUGACAGUUGUCCUCGUGGCGCCGGAAUAUGAGAUUGCCAAAGCGAAUGUCUCCAAUGCGAAGUUCGUGGUGGCGAAGAGGAACAUCGCAAAGACUGUCGAGGGUCAUCUGGGCUCAAUGAGUCUGUAUGACUUGACGCAGCAUGGCAAAAUCUAUCGUGAGCGCUUCGUGACGAGUGGCAAUGAGGCGCUGAAUUUCACAUAUUUGCGAGAUAAGGUGAAGUGCAAUCAGAGAACGGUGGAUUAUGAUGCGAAGCUGAAGAUUCACAUGGCUUCCGUGAGAUAUGUGCACACGAAGAGGUUCGUGAUGGAGAUUCAGGCGUUCUUUCAGGCCUUCUCGCAGUUGCAGCAGCCGGUGAUGAAGAAGAUUAAGCCAUCGGAAUCCAGGCAGAAUCUGCAUCAGCGCCCAAUACAAUUAGGACUGGAGAUUAAGGCGGAGAGUCCAAUUAUUCUCCUGCCGAUGAGCUCAAAGAGCGGCAAAGUGAUCAUCUCAGACUUGGGUGAAUUCUCACUGAGGAAUGUGUUCAGGUGGUCGACGGACAAGAGUGUGAUCAGUGUGCAGCGAAGGAGUGUCGAUGAGUCCAGCGGCAAGACAUUGAGUGAGAUCUUGGAUGUGAUGUCAGUGAAUUUGGUGAAUACGAAUCUCUUCGCGGGCUCACGAUGGGAGAAGACUGAGGCUGUCCUGCCGGAGGAUCUGUGCCUGGACAUGGGCAGCUAUAGGGUGGUGAAGGAGGGACCGAGUCUGCUGAAGAACAAGUGUCACUUGUCGCUGCAGGUGGAGAGGAAUAUGGACGCGUGGCGCAGUCACAAUGUGCCGGACUUCAGUGUGCAGGGAACGCUGUCAAAGUUGGAGGCUGUGCUGGAUUUGGAGCAGUACAAGUUGGUCAGGGGAUUCUUGUCAUACAAUUUGGGUGAGCCGACUGAUGAUCUGUACCUCGAACCGGCCACCAUUACGGAAUCCCUGAUCAAUCUUACCAGUGACCAUCAUCAUCAGGAGCACAGACAAGUGUGGACAAAUAUGUCCAUCACGCUGGAUUUGCAGGGUGUUCUGGUGAAGCUGCAAAUGCCUCAGAGUCCUAUGCAGAUGAUCAGUGAGAUGGAUAACUUCCUGGCGUGUAUAAAUUUCAUCAAAUCCUCCCUGAAGAUUGACUCAUUCAGCGAUGGAUCGCAGGAUAUUGACUUGGUAUCACAGGAAAUUCUGGUCACGGACUCACGAACACAGUUUACAGCACCGAAGAAUGUGUUCACUAACAUCCUGGCGCCGACCACCAACAGAGUGAACAAGGAUUCCGUGCAGGCGGAAGUGCACAGUCGUCGACGACAGGAUUACUCAAAGUACACAAUUCUGCUGAACAACAUGAGAUUGAUGGCCAUCUUGGACUGGCUGGAGAGCAUCAGAGACUUCCUGUCGCAGUCCGAAGAGGCGCCGAAGGAGUUGAAAGUGAGCGAAAUGAGCAGUCCAGCAGCGCAGAAUCUCGACGAUGCACUGGAAUUGGUGUUAAACAUUACAAAUUCUGAGUUGGUGUUUGUGGAGAACACAGAUCAGUGGGACACAAAUGCUGUUAUCCUGAAGAGUACAACAAUCGUCUCUUUCCGUCCGAGUGAGAUAAGCAAAGUGAUGUCACUUAAUCUGAACAAUUUGGAAGUGUUUUCCUGCACAUUGGACGCUGAAGAGACAACAGCAUUGUCCAUCAUUGAUCCGGUGACGAUCAAUCUGGACAUUCGCAAGGGUGUUCUUGAUUUACAACUGCAGAAGAGACUCUGCAUUCGACUGUCUUAUCACGAUGUGAAGAUGUUCACCAAGAUGCUGCAGAGUUUGCCGAAGCAGACGAAACAGGCGCGAUCGGGGAGGGAAGAGAGUCUGCCGGAUGCGGAUGUGACGGUGAGGAAGCUCACCACGCUGGGCUUCAAGAGGUCAGACUGUGUGCGAGCGCUGGAGAUUUGCUCCAAUCAGCUGGACGAUGCCGCUCUGUGGCUGACACAGAAUGCAGAACCGCAGAAGACACUGGCGAUGCCAUCGCGUGGGCCGCUGGAUAUUCAGGCAGUGGAGAUCAGGGCGACGUGCAUCAGUAUCUGUGUGAUUGACGACUGCAAGGACGCUGAUGUGCCGCUGCUGGAGUUUUCGCUGUCGCAUCUGGACCUGAGGCAGGAGUUGGGAGCGAAUUUCGCCGCGCCGUCGGAACACACGGGCUUCCGCGUGGGUCAUCUGAAGGGUGUAUUCGCCAGUGAUUACUACAACAGGCGGCUGAGCGGCUGGGAGCCGAUCAUUGAGCCGUGGAAGUGUCAGGGCGAGUGGAGCUACAGUCUGGGACAGGUGGGAAGUCAUCGGAAUCGCCUGCAUUUGCAGAUCACGAGUGAGGAUGUGCUGAAGUUCAACAUCACCAACACUAUCAUUGACCUGUAUCAGGUGGUGAAGGACAACUGGACGCAGGACUACUAUGAGGCCAGUGGGAGUGCGAGGAGCGACAAGAGUCCGAGUGGACAUCGCAGGAGGACACCGUUCGUGCCGUUCGCACUGAAGAAUGACACUGGGAUGACGCUGUGGUUCACCACGCUCGUCUCCUCGCCAGAUGGUGUGCCCAGGCGGGAGUUGUUGACCAAGAGUGAGACCAAGUGGCAACUGGUGGCGCCGGGAACGGUGCAGCCCUUCUCGUUUGGGCCGCAAAACAAGUUGCGGCACCACGAUUCGCACAAGCUCAACCUCCAUCAGGUGGGCGUGAGGGUGGAGGGAUGGUCAGAGGUUGGGCCGGUGUCGGUGGACAGAGUUGGGACGUACUUCCGUCAUGCCAGGCACGAGAUUGUCUCGCCAAAUGACUCUGGCGUGGGUUCGAAGGUGCGAAUUGUCUUCUCCGUGACGAUGGAGGGCUCCGCUCAGAAGCUGGUCACUGUGAGAUCUUCGCUGCAAGUGAUCAACCAUCUCAACAAUCCUGCCAUGCUGAAGAUGGAGCAUCUGUAUGGGCCGAAUGUGGAGAAGUGGCCAGAAACGCUGACAGCUAUUGUGGAGCCACAGAAGAUCUAUAGUGUGCCACUGAGUCAUGUGCACGCGUUCAUCUUUCUCAAGCCACUGCCCAGUGUGACUGAGGAUGAGCAGAAGACGACCUACAGGAGCAAUGACUACUGGACGACGCAGGAAACGACGACAGUGGAGUCACGCAGAGGACAUUUCCACCAGUUCUCGGACAAACCCUUUCACUGGAAGGAGUUGCUGGACAAUGUGGAUGUGCAGCAGGAGUUGAGGACGUGCAAGAGCAACAGAGAGAGGUGGUUUCACUUUGUGGUGGCCAUUGAGAGGGAGAAGUAUCCGGUGAAGGAUGGAAACACUCUUCCCGGACACUCUUUCGUCCUGUAUCCGCCCGUGAGACUGCACAAUCUGCUGCCCUGUGAUCUCCUGUGGAGAGUUCCUGGUGGCAGUCAUGGCAGAAUCUCACCGUCAGAGACGGCGGCAAUUCAUGAAGUCGAUUUGUCCUAUCAAGUGGAGCUGACAAUAGCUCUGGACGGUUAUCCUGGGUCGGGAAGCAUUGCCAUUCCGGCAGGUUAUGUGGGCAGCAGUGAGAUGAGACUGAAACUGACGGAUGUUAAUCAGAGGCUGCUCUUUCUGCGCGGCAGUGUUCAAGUGGAGAAAGGUCAGGGAGUUCAGAUAAGCAUCAGUGCUCCCUUCUGGCUCGUCAAUCGCACUGGAUUGCCGCUAGUCUUUCGCCAGGAGAGUGUCAAUCACGAGAGUUCUGGUCAGUUCUCUGAACACGAGCAGGCGCGCCUUGUCUCACCACUGAUGUUCAGCUUCUCGGACUUUGACGCUCCGCCGGCGCUCACAGUGCGUCUGGGCAAGAGAUAUGGCAUGAAUCCCGCCUGGUGUCAACCAUUCAAUCUACACAAGGACACGCUUAACAGGCAACUCAAGUCUGGCGUGUCCAAUGAGACCUUCGUCAUUGGCAUUGACGUGAGGAGAGGCAGAGGAAGAUACGCCAAGACCAGUGUCGUCACCUUCUCGCCGAGGUUUCAGCUGUACAACAGGAGCCGAUACAAGCUGCAGUUCGCGCAGAAAUACUUCGCCACGACGCUGUCGGAUCCUCUGGCCAAGUCCACUUUCAUCGAGGCUGUGCCGGAGUGUCACUUGCCCUUCCACUGGCCACGGCUGGACAAGGAGCAAGAGCUGUGCGUGCGCCUACCGGAUGUCCCAGAUUGCCUGUGGUCAGGAGGAGUGCCCAUUCAGGAGUCGCUCAGUGUCUACAUCAACAUAAGAAAUCUCAAUGGCGAUAUGCACUUCAUUCGACUGGAGAUUGUUCUUCAGGGAGCAACUUACUUCCUUCUCUUUGGCGAUGCUCAGGCUCUGCCGCCGCCCAUCAGGAUUGACAACUUCUCAGAGGUGCCGAUGGAGUUUUAUCAGCCGGGCUGCAAGCAUCGCUGGCGGACAACGGUGAAGGCGCACUCUUCCAUGGCCUACGCUCUGGACGAGCCCACAGGUGUGCCGGCGAUUCAAGUGGAGGCACCCGGCGGAGUGUCUCACGUGUAUCCGCUGAGGGACAUUGAGGUGCCGCACAAUCUGACGUACGAGAACUUCAUCUACAUCGCCUUCAGCGGCACGUUCAAGAGGACGUCUGACGUGGGACUGAUGCAGGAGCCGUGGGAGCACAAUGUCAACAGUCAGCAGCUGGUGCUGGGCGUGAUGGACGGGCGGGUGUUGCUGAUGAAGAAGCGUCCAGGUGACAGGGCGCAGUUGUGGCGCAUGAAUCAGGAUAAGCAGCUGGAACACGAGGGCUCUUCGCCGCCGACUGAGCCGGGCAAGAGGGCGACAGUACUGCAGAGAUUCGUGCUGGAUUUGGACGGACCGCCGCGACCCAUGAGCUAUGUGAAUCUCGUGGUGAGGCCAAUCGAUGUGCGGCGGCGCUCCACGCAGACAUGGCGAUUCACAGAGGAGGGCAGACUGAUGUGUGAGCACUCGAAUAUGUGCGUGCAGCCGAAGAAUGGGCUGUUCGGGCUGAUGCCCAGGGCGGAGGCGGUGCUGGGCAUGAUUGUGUCGGACACGCACGUGAUCACGGAGAGUCUCGUGCCGCUGGAGCAGGCAAUAGAGCGCCAGAAGAUGCGUCCGGGCUCGGGAUGCUUGUCUGUGGUGGUGACAAUGGAUGGGCCGAUCAGGACGGUGAGGAUUAGGGAUGUGAACUCGCGCAGCAACAGCACGCUGGCCAGUGAUCCGGCAUGGAAGCAUGUGUCGCACGUGAUACCGCACUUCAGCAGUGCCUUCAGUGGCACUGACAGUGGCGACAAGACGCCCAUCGAUGAGUUCCAUGUGUACCUGAAGUUGCUGAAAGGCAUUGGAAUCUCUGUGAUCUCACGACAGCCGUGCGAAGAGUUGGCUUACUUCGCACUGGAGAACAUCACACUGGAGGCUGUGGCGACGCCGUCUGUGCGAUCACUCGACCUGAGUGUGGACGAUGUGCAGGUGGACAAUCAACUGCUGGAGACACCGUGUCCAGUUGCGCUGUUCACCAUCAAGCCGGCUUCGACGGAUUCGCCGAAUCGCAACAGAUUGUCAGCACUGCAACUCACGGCGAAGAUGCUGCCCAGUCCCAAUGUCAAUGCCGUGAUCUUUGAGCAUCUGAUCCUCAGUCUCAGGCCAAUGUCGAUCUAUCUGGAGGAGCGACUGAUGCUGCGCCUGGCGGACUUUAUGGGCCUGGGCAGGGCGCAGCCGGACGCCUCGGCGCUGUCCGAUGAGUCAGACUAUGAGGCGCAUCGUGUGGCCACGCAGCUGAUGGCGACGAAUGUGCAGCGAUACUAUUUCGGUGAUCUGCAGAUUGUGGUGAGUCAGAACAGACUGAGUGUGAUCACGGCCAGCAAACUCACGCCCAAGAUGAUGACUACCAAGCGCCACUUGGGAUUGACACUGAUCAAAUUUGAGGAUGCGAUUAUAGAGUUUGAGAAGUUCACGGAUAAGCAUCAUUUUGAGACGCUGGAAGUCUACGUGUCGGCCAUCAAGUCGCACUACAAGAAGGAGCUGAAGUGGCAAGCGGGAUCAAUUCUGGGCAGUGUGGAUUUCCUGGGGAAUCCCCUGGGCUUUGCCAAUGAUGUGUCUGAGGGUGUUUCUGGGCUCAUCUUCGAGGGAUCUGUGAAGAGUUUGGUGAAGAAUGUCACGCAUGGAAUCUCCAAUUCCACCGCCAAGCUGACAGAGACUCUGUCAGAUGGACUGGGCAGGAUUGCGCUGGAUGAGGAGGACACAGAGGCGCGCCAGCGCAUCUUGAACGCCACAACAACCACCAAUUCCACGGAUCACCUCGUGGCGGGACUGAAGGGACUGGGCUUUGGCCUCUUGGGCGGUGUCACGAGCAUCGUCAAGCACACGUACACGGGCGUGCAGGCGGAUGGCUUUCAGGGGCUCAUAGCGGGCUUCGGCAUGGGUCUGGUCGGCACGGUGACGAAGCCGGUGAUUGGAAUGCUGGAUCUGGCGUCGGAGACGGCGAAUGCUGUGCGGGAGACGAGCAAGAGCUCCAAUCGGCAGAUGCCGGACCGCAAGAGACUGCCGAGGUGUGUGACAGGAGCGCCGGGUAGUCUCCUGCCGCCGUACUCUUACACGCAGGGCAAAGGCCAGAACAUCCUGUACACGCUGAACAAGAGGGACUUCUCCGAGCAGCUCAUGGCGUACGAGCCGUGUCUCUUCGAUGCCGAUGACUCAAAGCUGGAACUCUUGGUGUCCACGGAGAAUGUUUGGGUGUUCUCCAAGACAGAUGACACCACGGCCAUCAUCUUCACCUAUCACUUGAGUGAUCUCCUGUCUUGCCAUCCUGUGUCUGUGAAUGCUGAGGUUGGGCAUCACAAGUCGAAGAAGGUGCAGCAAAAUCACUACAUCGAAUUGGGAUUGACUGUGACAACGAGAAGUCCAACAACAACGUCCGUGCAGGAGAACGUGAAGCGACCGAGAGUUCGAUGCCAGUCUGAAGACAUUGCUCAAAGGGCGUCAAGACAUAUCAACUACGCCAAGGGAAUCUACGAUGAGCGCGAACAAACACUCUAUUCCGAUUCUGUGAUGGACUAAAAGUAACACGAUUCACCAAAAGAUUAUUGAGGAAAACAUAAUGCAAGAUAUAAUAAUAUGUUAAUUUAUUACUACUUAGGGUCCUUUUUUUCUUCAACUUAUUUUGACAUCGAACAAGAAAAGACCAAAAAGUGUUAACCAAAAUAGGACUUUCCUAUUGUAUUCUUUAUAUAUAUUUACUUUUGUUUGUAAAUGGUAUUUUUUCUAUAUUGUUCAUCCACUUUGUAAUAUGAUUGUGAAGAUAGGUAGACUAGAAAAAUGGCGUGAGAGGAAAUUACACAACCACCAAAGACUGUAAUUUGUAUUUAAGAGGAGGUGAAUAAAGUUUGAGGAAUGCUCGAAA
Molecule: messenger RNA, 13127 nt
Organism: Phlebotomus argentipes
Lineage: Eukaryota; Metazoa; Arthropoda; Insecta; Diptera; Psychodidae
Gene: Vps13D
Product: intermembrane lipid transfer protein Vps13D
Exons: 8
Coding region: 290-12784 (4164 amino acids)
Biological process (GO): protein retention in Golgi apparatus; protein targeting to vacuole; mitochondrion organization
Cellular component (GO): extrinsic component of membrane
Molecular function (GO): protein binding
Source: RefSeq, a predicted model, not a curated record